Messenger RNA from Carlito syrichta (Philippine tarsier), 1247 nucleotides. RefSeq names its product ninjurin 2 (gene NINJ2). NCBI's taxonomy places the organism in Eukaryota, Metazoa, Chordata, Mammalia, Primates, Tarsiidae. The record is from RefSeq and is a predicted model, not a curated record. The transcript is spliced from 4 exons. Gene Ontology annotation, cellular component: membrane. The coding region runs from base 411 to 842 and encodes 143 amino acids. Gene Ontology annotation, biological process: cell adhesion; tissue regeneration.
CUUGAUAAAUAUGCAGGGUUUCUUUGCCAGUAGUAAAGCUACUAGCUCAAAGCAGGCUGGGUGACCUCAGAUGGCUCCACUGGGACGCGAGAGGCACUGAAGCCCUGGUGAAAACGGUGCUGUCACUGCCCACUCAAAGGGCCACCUAUCAAUGCGCCACGUGCCACCCCCUGGAGCGCACACAUGUGCGUGCACACACUUGUUCGUGUGUGCAUGUGUCCACCUCCCCCGGGGGCCGAGGCCAAGACGGGCAUCCCACAUCAGAUGGAUGAAUAGCAGGUCUGUCCUGCCAGCUGUGUGCUUGCUCCCACCCAAAGAAAGCGGCAGAGACUCAGACAGCGAAGCUUGGACGAGCCCACGCAGUCUGCUCCCGGCCCUCGGUGCGUGUCAAGAGACUUGAGGGCAGUGAGAUGGCGUCAGAAAGAGAAAUCAUCGACCUCCAACCUGGCAAUUCCAACCCCCGGAGGAGCCCGCCCAUCAACCUGAACCACUACGCCACUAAGAAGAGCGUGGCGGAGAGCAUGCUGGACGUGGCUCUGUUCAUGUCCAACGCCACGCGGCUGAAGGCAGUGCUGGAGCAGGGGCCGACCGCUCCUUACUACACCACCCUGGUCACCCUCAUCAGCAUCUCCUUGCUCCUGCAGGUGGUCAUCGGCAUCCUGCUGGUGGUCAUUGCACGGCUGAACUUGAACGAGGUGGAAAAGCAAUGGCGACUCAACCAGCUCAACAACGCGGCCACCACCUUGGUCUUCUUCACCGUCGUCAUCAACGUUUUCAUCACCGCCUUCGGGGCACACAAGAACGGGUCCCUGGCUGCCCGGGCCUCAAGGAAUCCUCUCUGAACACCGGCUGGGACCCAGCGACUGGGUCCAGCCCGGCCUCAGCCUCUCUCCUCGCUGACCCGCCAGGCUCACGGCACCGUCCACCGCCCCCGCAGAGCUUCUAAAAGGGCGGCGUGGACACCCUCGCUCCCUACCCACAGCGCCCGAAUUGAGAUGUGCUCUUUUUCUGCUGGUCCAAGUGAACUCCACCUUGCUCUGGCGUCCUGAGCUCAGACGCCGGUACCGCCAGCCGUACCUGCCUGGUGGCAUCUCCUGAGCCUGAGGUGUGUCUGCCUAAGGCCCAGGCCACCCAGCUUAGGGACUCUGGUUCUGACUCUACCCUAUUCCUUCCUUCUGCCGCAGGCCUCAGUUUUCCCUUCCUGUAAAAUGGAGUGGUUUCUAUCCAUAAAGGCUUCUGCAAAUGCA